Molecule: messenger RNA, 4758 nt
Organism: Suncus etruscus (white-toothed pygmy shrew)
Lineage: Eukaryota; Metazoa; Chordata; Mammalia; Eulipotyphla; Soricidae
Gene: TUT7
Product: terminal uridylyl transferase 7
Exons: 28
Coding region: 29-4609 (1526 amino acids)
Molecular function (GO): zinc ion binding; RNA uridylyltransferase activity; nucleic acid binding
Source: RefSeq, a predicted model, not a curated record
AAAGUAAGAAAAUUGAAAGAAAAAGACCAUGGGAGAUGCAGCCAAGCCUUUCUUUGUCAAGCGUGGUAAAGACCGGGGGAGUAUAGAUGAUGAGGAUUUCAGAAGGGGUCAUCCCCAACAAGAUUAUAUAAUAAUGGAUGAUUAUGGCAAAGGCCAUAGCAAUAAAGUAGAAAAAGGCCUUCCCAGAAAAAAAGUGAUGCCAGGUAACUAUGGGAAUGCCCCAAGGAAAGGACCAUAUGCUGUUUCCAGCAAUCCCUAUGCAUUUAAAAACCCGAUUUAUAGUCCACCUGCUUGGAUAAAUGACAACCACAAAGAGCAGAGUAAGAGAUGGGUAUCUGAUGAACUCACUGGCAAUUCAGAUCAUUGGAGAGAACUUAAAACUGGGCCUAGAAUUCCUGUUACAAACAGACCAAGAAAAGACUCUUUUCAAGAAACUGAAGAUGGUUAUAGGUGGCAAGAUGGAAGAGGCUACCGGAGACGGCUGUUCCAUAAAGACCUAACAAUCCUGGAAACAAUGGCAGAAGCAGAAGCAGGAAGCCCUGAAAAUAAGAAGCAGAGGGCCAGACCUAGGAAGCCACGAAGGACUAGAAAUGACGAGAAUGAACAGGACGGAGACUUAGAAGGCCCUGUGAUUGAUGAAUCUGUACUGUCAACAAAGGAGCUACUAGGCUUACAACAGGCUGAGGAGAGAUUAAAGAGAGACCGUAUUGUGAGACUAAGGAGGCGACUUCGAAACUACCCAACAGCCAAAUACAUCUGCAAACUUUGUGAUGUUUUCAUUGACUCUGUUGCAUUUGCCCAUAAACAUAUCAAAGAGAAAAGGCACAAGAAAAAUAUGAAGGAAAAACAAGAGGAAGAAUUACUCACGACGUUACCCCCACCAACACUCUCCCAGAUAAAUGCAAUUGGUAAUGCCAUUGACAAAGUGGUACAGGAGUUUGGUUUACGCAAUGAGAACUUGGAGCAAAGACUAGAAAUUAAACGUAUCAUGGAAAUUGUAUUUCAGCACAAGUUAUCAGAUUGCUCUUUGAGAUUAUACGGAUCAUCCUGUAGCAGAUUAGGGUUCAGAACCUCUGAUGUAAACAUUGACAUUCAGUUUCCAGCCAUUAUGUCUCAGCCAGAUGUACUCUUACUUGUGCAAGAAUGUUUAAAGAACAGUGAUUAUUUUACUGAUGUUGAUGCAGAUUUUCAUGCCAGGGUACCAGUAGUGGUAUGCAGAGAAAAACAAAGUGGUCUUCUUUGUAAAGUGAGUGCAGGAAAUGAAAAUGCUUGUCUGACAACAAAUCAUUUGACUUCCCUUGGAAAAUUAGAAUCGAAGUUGGUUCCUUUGGUGAUUGCAUUCAGAUAUUGGGCAAAGCUUUGCAGUAUAGAUCGUCCUGAAGAAGGAGGUUUGCCACCUUAUGUGUUUGCUUUGAUGGUCAUUUUCUUUCUUCAACAAAGGAAAGAACCUCUUUUGCCAGUUUAUCUAGGAUCAUGGAUUGAAGGAUACUCCUUAAACAGACUAGGGAAUUUCAAUCUUAAAGACAUUCAGAAAGAUGCUGUGAUCUGGGAAUACACUGAUAAUGUAGCAACGGAUGUAGACAAAGCUAAAGAAGGAGCAUCAAAAGAAAUUCCUGUCAAAAGGGGACAGGUAUCAUUAGUAUUUGACUUAAAGCACCAGCCAUCAGUACCAGUUGGGCAGCUCUGGGUGGAAUUGCUUCGAUUCUAUGCAUUAGAAUUUAAUUUGGCUGAUUUAGUGAUAAGUAUCCGAGUUAAAGAAUCAGUGUCUCGUGAAUCAAAGGAUUGGCCCAAAAAGCGAAUUGCCAUUGAAGAUCCCUACUCUGUUAAAAGAAAUGUGGCAAGGACCCUAAAUAAUCAACCUGUAUUUGAAUAUAUACUUCAUUGUUUAAGGACAACAUAUAAGUAUUUUGCUCUACCACACAGAAUUACAAAAUCCAGCCUUGCAAAGCCUCUAAAUACUGUCAAAUGUAUUCCCAAGCAUUGUAAAGAAGUAGCAGUGCAUGAUCCAGAUGUUGAAAUAAAAGGUGGUAAACUAAAAAACUCAGUUUUGGCUCAAGGAAUUGGUGCAGCCCCUUCAGCUGCAGAUCCCUACAAGGUUCAGCCCCUUGACAGUAAAGAGAUGACUGGAAGCCUGCCAGCAGAUGAAGUAGGAAACCUGUAUCUUGAUGUCCAGCUUGGAAGUCCAGGCUCUGUCAAGACAGAAGUCAGCUGUGGUGAUUAUCAGGAUGUUGCAGAGUACCACAAAGAAACUGAAGAUAAAAAUGGGAAAGAGAAGACUGCAAGGGAAGGCACACAUCUUAUUACUGUCUAUGAUCUAGUUUAUGGCAAGCAGAGAGAUCAUGUUAUCUGUGACAGCACACAGAAUGAUUUAGAUGUCUGCCAAAAUCCUACAGCUAAAGAAAGUGAAGGGUUUGCUAGCAUGAAUGAGCAGGUUGAUGCUAAAGAAAGGAUAGAAGGUACUAAAGAACUGAAAGGUAUUCUAAGUCACUUUGCCUCUUCUAAUCAGAGCCACACAUCAGGAAUCAUUGACUCUGAGGAAGAGGAAGAGGAGGAGGGUGAAGAACUCGGGCUCACUACUACCCACAGGGAAGAUAAAGACAACAUUGCUAAUGAAGAUGAGUUAAACAAUACUUAUGUUGGAUCAGGGGAUGAGGAUGCCCUGUCUGAAGAAGGUGAAUUAGGUGGGCCCGCUGGGUAUGAAGACUUGAAAGAAUGUGAAACACACAUAGAUGGAGCUCUCCUGACAGAAUUGAAUAAGAUCAGUCUUCAAGAUAAAGGCAUAUGUGAGGAAAAUGCACCUGUGGAUCAGUCUGAUUUCUUCUAUGAAUUUAGUAAACUCUCCUUCACCAAAGGCAAGACUCCUACAGUAGUAUGCAGUUUAUGUAAACGAGAAGGUCAUCUAAAGAAGGACUGUCCUGAGGACUUCAAAAGAAUCCAGCUGGAACCUUUGCCACCAUUAACACCCAAAUUUUCAUAUAUCUUAGAUCAAGUUUGCAUGCAGUGUUAUAAGGAUUUUUCUCCAACUGUUUCAGAAGAUCAGGCGCGUGAACAUAUUCGACAAAACCUAGAAAGUUUCAUAAGACUGGAGUUCCCAGGAACUAAGUUGAGCUUGUUUGGCUCCUCAAAAAAUGGAUUCGGAUUCAAACAGAGUGACCUGGAUGUCUGUAUGACUAUUAAUGGACAUGAAACUGCUGAGGGGUUGGACUGUGUAAAAACUAUUGAAGAAUUGGCAAGAGUUCUCAGAAAACAUUCAGGACUGAGGAACAUUUUGCCUAUUACAACAGCAAAGGUGCCAAUUGUAAAGUUCUUCCAUUUGAGAAGUGGUUUAGAAGUGGACAUCAGUUUGUACAAUACAUUGGCUCUUCAUAAUACAAGACUUUUAUUUGCUUAUUCAGCUAUUGAUCCCAGAGUGAAAUAUUUGUGCUAUACAAUGAAAGUAUUCACAAAGAUGUGUGAUAUUGGUGAUGCAUCUAGGGGCAGCUUGUCGUCAUAUGCGUACACACUUAUGGUACUAUAUUUCCUCCAACAGCGGCACCCACCAGUCAUCCCUGUCCUUCAAGAGAUAUACAAAGGUGAAAAGAAACCUGAAAUAUUUGUUGAUGGCUGGAAUAUUUAUUUUUUUGAUCAAAUAGAUGAACUGCCCACCUAUUGGCCAGAAUAUGGAAAAAAUACAGAAUCUGUUGGUCAGCUAUGGUUGGGACUUCUUCGUUUCUACACAGAGGAUUUUGAUUUUAAAGAACAUGUUAUUAGCAUCAGAAGAAAAAAUCUGCUUACAACAUUUAAGAAACAGUGGACUUCAAAAUACAUUGUUAUUGAAGAUCCGUUUGAUUUGAAUCAUAAUCUUGGAGCUGGAUUAUCAAGGAAAAUGACAAAUUUUAUAAUGAAAGCAUUUAUUAAUGGUAGAAGAGUAUUUGGUAUUCCAGUGAAAGGAUUCCCAAGGGACUGCCCCUCAAAAAUGGAGUACUUUUUUGAUCCUGAUGUGCUUACUGAAGGAGAGCUAGCCCCAAAUGAUAGAUGUUGUCGAAUCUGUGGGAAAAUUGGACACUUCAUGAAGGAUUGUCCUAUGAGGAAAAGAGUGAGACGAAGGAGAGAUCAGGAAGAUACCCAGAACCAAAGAUACCCUGAGAACAAAGAGAAAAGAAGCAAGGAGGACAAAGAGAUGCAAAAUAAGUUCACAGAGAGGGAGGUAUCAGCAAGAGAAGAUAAGUCUGGCCAGUGCACCCCACAGAAAGCCAGACCAACCAGGGCAGUUGUUGAUGUGGGGAGAGAGAAAAUCCUCAGGCCACCAAUAGAAAAAUGGAAAAGACAGGAAGACAAAGACUUAAGAGAAAAACGUUGUUUUAUUUGUGGAAAAGAAGGGCACAUUAAAAAGGAAUGCCCCCAGUUUAAAGGCUCUCCAGGUAUGUCUAAGUCACAUUGUAUAUUGGGAUUUCCUUCUUCACCUAGCCCUUUGAGACCAGCUGCCUCACUUACUCAGGCAGUGCAUUUACAUGAAGACAAAAAGAAACAAAAAACAACUAUAUUUUUGAGUCCCCAGUCAGGUAGCCUUUCCAGUAAAUAUAUGACUCAGGGAAAAGCCUCAUCGCAGAGGACCCAGCAGGAAUCAUGAGGGGAGGAAAACACAUCAUUCUAAAAGGCCAUUCAGGCAUUCUUAUUCACUUGGAAAUUAGGUUCAUUUCACAGAACACAAUAGCAUAGAUCAAUUAACUUUAAAGCUUUUUAACUUAAUGAAAUAGAUUGAGAAAAUUUUUAAUUUAG